Colletotrichum gloeosporioides is the source of this 1476-nucleotide messenger RNA. RefSeq names its product Cytochrome P450 monooxygenase sdnE. The coding region runs from base 1 to 1476 and encodes 491 amino acids. The transcript is spliced from 4 exons. Gene Ontology annotation, molecular function: iron ion binding; monooxygenase activity; oxidoreductase activity, acting on paired donors, with incorporation or reduction of molecular oxygen. NCBI's taxonomy places the organism in Eukaryota, Fungi, Ascomycota, Sordariomycetes, Glomerellales, Glomerellaceae. The record is from RefSeq and is a predicted model, not a curated record.
AUGGCGCCCCUACUGAUAGGAUCAGUCUCAUACUUUGGAACCGCAGUGGUUCUUUUGCUCGCUUACACAGCGCGCAUCGCUAUCCAUCGCGUGUUUCUCUCCCCGCUAGCGAAGUUUCCGGGUCCCAAAUUAGCAGCUCUCUCGACGUGGUACGAGUUCUACCAUGAUGUCGUCCAACCCGGCAAGUUUACGACUCAUAUUCAAGACCUUCAUCGGAGAUAUGAACUGCAUAUAGAUGAUCCGUCGUAUUUCGACUCUCUCUAUACUCGCGCCGGUCGUCGUGACAAGUAUGACUUUAUGGCUGGCCGAUUCGGGUUCUCAACCGACAGCUUCUCGACAUCUCCACACGAGUUGCAUAGAAUUCGCCGCAAAGCGCUAAGCCCGUUCUUCGCGGCAAGCAAAAUCGUCGAAUUCGAAUCCGUCAUCAAGACGAAAGUCGAUGAUCUCUGCCGCAAACUUGCCGCGUCUGCCGAUGGUGAGGUUGUCAAGCUUGACCGUGCUUUCGUUGCCUUGACUACAGACACCAUCACUCAGUACGCUUUUGGCGAGUCGUAUGACCAUCUCGACUCGCCCGGCUUCGAGAAGACGCUCUACGAGGCUUUCCGUACAAUUCACAGCGUGGGCGCUCUUGGGCAACAAUUUCCCUCUGUUUUCAAAAUAUUGAAUGCGCUCCCGCUCUGGUUCGUGAAGGCAACACAGCCGGAAAUCAUGCCCAUAGUCACCUUGAGACAAAGUAUGAGAGCUCGAAUCGCCGAGAUCCGUGCCGGAGGCAAUGGCACAGAAACAAAGACAGACCAUGCCAACAUCUUUAACGAAGUCAUCCACAGUGACCUACCAGACUCAGAAAAGACGGACACUCGGCUUGGAGACGAGGCGCAGCUUAUGGUCGCAGCAGGCCUUAUAACGACUUCUUGGGCUCUCGCGGUAGCCGCAUUCCACUUUGCGAGUAAGCCAGACAUCCCGGCACGGUUGCGGAAAGAGCUUGCCGCCGCUGGAUGGCCCAGUGGAUGGCAGAAACUCGAGAAGUUGCCCUUCUUGAAUGCCUGUGUACUAGAAUCAGUCCGACUCUCCCACGGCGUUGUGACACGAGAUCCUCGACGCGCGCCUGAUACGGAGUUGAAAUAUGGUAAUUGGACCAUUCCAAGAAACACACCGGUCUCAAUGACUACUGUUGACGUCUUGAUGAACACUGCAUUGUUUCCCGAACCGACGUCAUUCAUCCCUGAACGCUGGAUUGAGAAGCCGGAGCUCCAGCGAUACUUUGUGGCAUUUGGUAAAGGGUCACGGCAAUGUUUGGGCAUCAACUUGGCGCUGGCGGAACUUCACAUUACGAUCGCCCAAGUCUUUGCGCGGUUUGACUUUGAGCUGUUCGAGACAGAGGAAUCAGACGUGCGAAUGGCCCACGCAUGGCUCGCCCCUUAUCCGAAACUGGACUCGAAGGGUGUCAGGGUGAGACUACGGGAGUAUGUAAUCUAG